UCUUAUAUUAAUAUUGCAUAAUGUAAGUUUCAAUAAAAGUCCUGUCACGAAUCUGUACCGGAAGUAAUCCGAGCGAAUGAUCUCGCAUUGAAAACCUGUUACUGGAGUAAAGGGCAAAUACACGACAGGGUUGUGGAGAAAUUAAUAUUACACUCAUUGUAGCUGUUCGUCCUUCUUUCUCUUCCCAGCCCAGGUCACCGUCACGCCGCAGAAUGCUGCAGAAUACAGGGAAGCUUGCAGGAUGUACGUUCUUCAUCACUGGGGCAAGUCGGGGUAUUGGCAAGGCCAUUGCUCUCAAAGCCGCUAGGGAUGGUGCCAAUGUGGUCAUCGCCGCCAAAACCGCCGAUCCUCACCCCAAACUGCCUGGCACCAUCUACACAGCCGCAGCAGAAAUUGAAGCUGCGGGAGGAAGAGCAUUGCCCUGUAUCGUAGACGUCCGUGACGAGAAGCAGAUAAAUGAUGCUGUGGAACAGGCCAUUGAAAAAUUUGGAGGGAUUGACAUCUUGGUGAACAAUGCCAGUGCCAUCAAUUUGACAGGAACUGUGGAUACUCCAAUGAAGAAAGUGGACCUUAUGCUGGGCAUCAAUCUCAGGGGAACAUACCUGACGUCUAGAUUGUGCAUCCCACAUCUUCUGAAGAGCAAGAACCCUCACAUUCUCAACCUCAGUCCGCCUCUCAACCUUAACCCCAUCUGGUUCAAAAACCACACAGCGUACACUAUAGCAAAGUAUGGCAUGUCCAUGUGUGUUCUGGGAAUGGCCGAAGAGUUCAAAGGAUCUAUUGCCGUUAAUGCCUUAUGGCCCAAGACAGCCAUCCAGACGGCUGCCAUGGACAUGUUGGGUGGAGCCGAAGUGGGUAAACAGUGCAGGAAGGUGGAGAUCAUGGCUGAUGCAGCAUAUGCCAUCUUCAACAAACCUACCAGCUUUACUGGACAGUUUGCCAUUGAUGAGGACAUUCUCAAAAAGGAGGGCAUUAAAGACUUUGAUGUGUAUGCUGUUGAACCAGGUCAUCCGUUGCUUCCGGACUUUUUCUUGGAUGAACAGCCAGAGGAGUUAGUCAAGCAAAUGGAGGAGCAUGGUGCUACUCCAGUUUUUAAGAGUGGAAAAACCAGAGCAGAUUCAGCUACCCCUGGACCUAUUGCUGACACAUUCAACAUCAUCAGAGGAGUUCUCAAUCCAGAAAUUGUGAAAAGUACACAAGGAGUGUACAGGUUUGAUUUAUCAGGCGAGCAUGCUGGAGUCUGGUACCUUGACCUGAAGAAUGAUGCAGGAAGUGCCGGUAGUGGGGAACCACCUGCUAAAGCUGAUGUCGUCAUGACGAUGGACAGUGCUGAUUUCAUCAAGAUGUUUUCAGGGAAAUUAAAGCCAACCAUGGCCUUCAUGUCUGGGAAGCUGAAGAUUAAGGGUGACAUGGGUCUGGCCAUCAAAAUGGAGAAGAUGAUGGCCAUGAUGAAGUCUAAACUGUGAUAUGAUAGCUCUGUCUCCUGCCUUACUUCAUGUACAUGAUUCAACAUGUGUGUCAAUGUGCUCUUUUUCUAUAUCACUGUUUUCAAUAAACCAUCCGUUCAGCUGCUACUCAUUUCCCAUUUAAUUGUAUUAUCACUUCAUGCUAUUUAACACCAUUUCAUUACAACUGCCAGUUUAAUGGUAAAGAUAAAAAGUAGCCGUACAAAUACUUUGACUAAAUUGAACAUGGUGACCAUAUAGUUUUCACCAAAAUGCCAUAGCUGCUACAUUUAUUGCUACUUAAGAGUUUUGAAUGUGCACUUUUAUGUUUAACCAUUUAAUGCAUGGUAAUUUUCCCAAACACUUACAUAUUUGGAUAUUUAGAGACCCCGCACUUAAAAAAUAACAAAAUAAAAUAUAUUUUGAUGUUUUUAUAUUUCAUAAAUCAAAGGGAUAAUGCAACAAAUCAGGAUGAAUCUAGAACAGGAUUCAAUAUUUUCACACUGAAAUUUAAUGAGGUCCAACUGGCUGUCAAACACAUAUUGAGCUACACAUAAGAUACACAUACUGUACGUUACACAUGAUGUAUUUUCUCUGGCACUUAUUGAGUCUAAAUGGACACACAGCUUACACAAUUUCAGUAGUACACCCAAAUGACAACAGUCUGUUGAUGUGUUAUACUUGCUAUAGUUCAAUAUUGUUUCUACAUCAGCUAGCAAUGUCAGUCACUGCAAGCAUCACCGCCACCUUGAGUAAGAAAUAUGUAAAUGUUUCAAAAAUGUAUAAUAUGUACUGUACGCUUAUGGUAUACUGAUAAUUCACCAUUGUUGAUAAUUCAUUGUUCCACAGAAAGUCAACGUGAUACAGUAAUUAUUUGUAUGACUUUAAAACUCAUUUCUCUUGUAAUAAACAAAGACAUAAAUAUCCUGUUAUAGUAAACGAAAUAUUACAUAA
Molecule: messenger RNA, 2399 nt
Organism: Xyrauchen texanus (razorback sucker)
Lineage: Eukaryota; Metazoa; Chordata; Actinopteri; Cypriniformes; Catostomidae
Product: hydroxysteroid dehydrogenase-like protein 2
Exons: 11
Coding region: 213-1466 (417 amino acids)
Cellular component (GO): mitochondrion
Source: RefSeq, a predicted model, not a curated record